AUGGCGGGGUCGGGGAGCGGGUGUGUAGCUAUAAUCAACAAUUCUUUAGCUAAUAAAACUGUAUUCCAUGUUAAGUGUACUGAAUCGGCCUACAAAGAAAUACAAGCGCACUUAAGAGAUCGGAAACACUCGUCGUCCACAGCGAGCAUCUCCUUCAAUAAAGGAACCGGGAGCCUAGUGAUACCAGGAAGCAGCGCUAGUGACGUGAAGCACCAGUUCACAUUCUCAACACAGUCACAACGAGACCGACACUCUGAGAUAAAAGCUGUCACCCGCACCCCAAGCGGCAGCCUGCUGUGUCUCGGCACCAUCGAGAGCACGCUUAGAGUUCACGCUAACGCUGACUCCUUCAACAAUGUCAAGGAUAAACUCAACUCUGUUAAAGCGCACAAUGAACAAAACUGCAUCAAGGUGGUGGGACGGGACAACGGCUCAGUCCAGCGUCGUGGUGGCGGUGGCGGGUACGGUGGUGCUGGCGGUGGUGGUGCCAAGAACCAGCACAACGGCGGUGCUGAGAUGAUGUACCGCAAGAACACCGACCUCUCUUCCUACUCCCUCACUGAUCGCGCCAUCCACAUCCUCGCCCUCAGCAACUGGGACAAACUCAAGCUUAUCCAGCGCAUCAAUCAGGAGGGCGUUACAAAGGGUGAUGGGUGUCGCGUGGGGCCCGCUUGUCUACAAGUGAGCACGGUGGUGGGGCGCAAUAUGUUGGCCUUACAUCGCUCCUAUUGGCCUCAAGUGCGCGAAGAUUGGCCUUUCUACACCGACGAGGAACGAGUCACGGUCAAAGCUAACAAGCUCAAAAUCCAGCGACUCGAGGAGGAUGAGAACAGUAGAAGUCCCAACGAUUAUUCCCCAAAUGGUGGGAGUUCGUCAAGGGGAGUGAAAAGGGCUGCUCUUGCGGUCGUUGAUCCCACAGCUAAAAGAUCCCGUGUCGGGGGAAGCUCCCGCGCUAUCUAUAGUGGCACCGCCCCCGCUCAUUCCUCCAUGAGUUACUCUAGUCAGGCGUACGCUCCUUAUUCCUCCUCGACCAGCGGAAUAGCCAAUAACAACCAUAACAACCAGUCUUCUAUAGGUAAACUAGGCGGCUCUGUUAAGAAUAGUUCUAGUGCAGCGCUCAGUCAUAACGGCGCUCUGAGCAAUGGUCAGCAGUUUAGUGGUAGUAACGAUAGUCAAGAACCUCAUCGUAAUAGUAACUUCAGCUCCAGUAAUAACAUAGCAUCAAAAAUGAACGGUACGUCACUCCUGAAGGCGAGUCCGGGGUCCAGAAGUGCUUCAGUUUCCCCUCUGGGUGCUUCACCUGUCAAUGGGAACCAAGCUUCCCCUGUACACCCAUCACACUUGUCACCCAAAGUCUCGGCUAGUUUCACCCAUGAAACUAACGGCAAGCUUGUGAACGGGAAACGGCAGUCUCCGCCUAAUGGUCUUCUGAACAACACAAACAAUGUCACUAACAAUGGUUACAGCAACAAUAACAACAGUCACGGCACUAACAACUUCAGUCACAAUAACGCUAAUUACAACAGCAACAGCAGAGGCAUGAACAACAACUAUACCAACGAAUCCACACACAACAACACCAGUGGCAUCAGUCCGCCACAACGCCACCAACGCAGCCUGGGUGUUGGUGUAGCCGGUCACAAGAACCCUCCCUCUUGGAACUCCAACUCUACCUCGUGGAACUCCAACUCUACCGUCCACAUGAACGGCCACCGCAACUCAGUUGCAGUGAACGGUUCUUCGCCGCCCGCUGAUGCCGUGCCAAGCAUAGACUGCGAAGCUAUCAGACCUUCCAGGAACGAAAUUUACAAGCCCCAAGGACCUCAGCCCCCUGGUGGCGACCGCUGGAACACUUCCAAAAGUCCUAACAACCCCAAAAAUCACCAUGAACAAGGAAAAAGUUACUCUCAAGUUGCGAAAAGUUACCCGGAAAGCGGUAAGAAUUAUGAAGUUCCAAAAAGAAACAACGAAGCUGGGAGAAGUCGCCGCGAAGUGGAGGAAAGUUACCCUGAAGCGGAGAAGAGUUACCCUGAAGGAGGGAACGUUUACCCUGAAGGAGGGAACGUUUACCCUGAUUCAGGGAAGUCCGAAGCUCGUAAUCCUACCAUGGAGCAGAUAUUGAAGCAUGAGAAGAAUGAGGAUGACAUCCAACAGGAAAUAAACCGAGUCACUCAGAAGUACAGUGCCAGCGUACGGAGCGUGGAGCAGAGAAGAGAGUACAGUCGAGACUUCGGCGAGUUCUACACCGAGUACAAGAGUUUGUACAAACUACUUAAGCCCACCAACAAUAAACUUACUGAACUCAAGUCUCAACUUGACCAGGCAGUGCCUGGCUCUAGUGAAUACAAGAAAGUGCGGACGCAGAUGGAAGAAGAGUACCGCAAAGUUCCCAACGAGUUCUUCGAGAUGCGCGCGCGGUUCCUGGUUCUAGAAGGCAUCCUUACUUUCAUCAAAGCCAAAGUGUCCGCUUACGACGCCAGCUUCACGAAUCCUUCCCACUCUACUGACCAUCGUUCGUCCUCCCACUCUACUACUGACCAUCGUUCGUCCUCCCACUCUACUGACCAUCGUUCGUCCUCCCACUCAGCCGACCAUCGCGCCACGUCAGAAAACGUCCAUAUGGACGACACGCGUCGUCCUUCCCCUCCACAAACUUCCAGCCAUGUCGUCUCGAAAAACCGUCCCGUGGAGACCCAUGUCAAUGGUGUUUGUGGUGUUGACGAUGGUGGUGUGGUGGUGAAGAGUGGUGCAGGUGGUGAUGAACGACACCAAAGGUAUUCUCCUUACGAACAGCGUUCAUCAUUAUCCUCAGCACCAUCGUCAUUACCAGCAUCACGCAACGUUCACCAGCAUCGUAGUCAGCAUGGUCAUGUAGCACCGGCAAUGCGGUAGCAUAUCUCGACAGGCUCUCAUCGGAAAGCCUCGUUCUCUAUUGACUCUCUAUUAAAUCUUAAUUGAGAGCAUCGCCAUCUUGCCUUCUUUAGAAUACUCUUAAGCUUCUUCUUGUUUGUUUGAGUGAUGUCUGCGUUGUUCUUUUUCUUCUCGUCCGUUUGUAUACACUGUCGUCUUGAGGCUCGUUUCAUUUCAAAAAAUUAUUUAUUUCAUCUUGUCACUUGAAUAAAUUAGUUUAAGAUGAACGCGCGUUAACUUCUGCUCUUUUUUUAGCAAUGCGAGUUAAGGAUUGGACAUUUUUUCAUGACUCGUGUAUGGAAAAGCUUGAUUAUAUGUGUUGAACCUGGUAAUUACUUAAUAUUUUUGUAAGAACAAGAUGAUGAUGCUGCUCAGAUCUGCAUGAAACAUGAAAAUAAUUACUGAAUUAGUUGAGUUAGUUGAUAAUUGACUGAAGUCUACCAGUGAACUUGUUUGAAUCCUGACUGGAAAAAGAAUAGGUUUUCAGUCUCGACUCAUGUGCACAAUAAUUAGGGAUAAUAAAACACAAGCUAAACCGAAAACUGAACCGAGCUAAACAUUGACUGUGAUCAGAGUGAAGAGAGGCCAACUGAUAACCUGUAAUCUUCCGUGGCAUAAUCCUUGGUAUUCCUACGUAUAUUUAUAUCAGCUCGUGCUGGUGACCUGAACUUAGCUCGCCUCUCUCCUUCUCGGUUGCCAUUACCCCAGGCUUGUGAUAUUUGGUAUUUUGUUGCGGAUGCAAACAAGAUUAUUAUAGAUGCUAAGGAACUACGAGCUCGACCUAAACCAAGAGUGUACGUCCUUCUUAGUCUUGAAUUCACAGUAACUUUAGCUACUGCUUCUAACUUUUGCUAAUUCAUUUGUUUCAGUAGGACUGAAAUAUGUUAACUUCAGAUUGCGGUUACGACGUUUGUAUGGCUUCCUUGUUGCGUCACGUUAUUGGUGUUCGAUUCUGUCUUGAAGAAGGUCGUAAAUAUUCAUUAAUGUACGAAUGCUUCACUUGUUAUACAUAAAAGCAACAUAACAACAGGAGCCGUAAGAUCUGGCAGUCCAUGUAUUUAUUAACUUCAAUUUCACAAUAACGAGGGUUCCUAAAAUCGGUAACGUUAUUUUAUGUUCACGUCUCACACUCGAUAUUUCAUACCUAAUGAACUAUUAAUUCCAAGCUUGUCACUUGCAUUGAAGUACACAUGUGCAUUUUUGAGGUAAAAUUCGUUCAACGUCUCCUGUAAAAACCGUAAUAUGACCGUUUAUGAUAGACGUUUUAAAAAUUUGAACUGACCAUAAUAUUUUCGCGAAGAAUAGAAAGCGUGCAACGUUGGCUCUACAGAUAAAGACUGUUGAGGUUGUAAUGAAGGUUAUAUGUUGUAUGCCUGUAGUACUUCAAUUUUGGGAGAGACCAUAAACUAUUGUUGCGGUUACAAAUUUUUUUUCGCGGUAAUCGGCUUGCGUCAAUUUACUUUGGCUCAACGUUCGCAGUGAUUUUUCAGCUCAUUUCUGCUCAUUAGGUUAAUUUUGGAGCCAUAAUUGCACCUUAUCUUUCUCUACGAUGAAUACGAUAAUCUUGGGUGUAAUUCUUCAACACUGAUAACCUCUUCUUGAUUACUAAGAACGAUUAAUUUAACAAAUUAGCUAGACUAUCCACUAUCUAUUCGCCAAAACUGCAAAUUACUUAAAUUUUCUGCAGUCGUGUCUCAAUUUCACAAAACGUUUUGCUCACUCAACAUUUACUCUAACCUACAUUGCUUCUCUCACUCCCUACUCUUACUAUUGUUCUUAUGAUUAUUGGCUAACGUUCAUUAAAUUGUUCUUGGUUGUUAAGGUUAAUUGAAUUGUUACGUUAAUUGACUCGUGAUAAUUAAGACAAGAGGCUGAUUUAUUGUUGACUAUAAGUCAACUGUUCGAUGCUCAAGUCUGUUCGCAUGCUCAUGUUCACUGGCGUUACGUUGUUAUAGGAAUACGUAAAAUUUGUAGUAUGUUACAUUCCUUUAAGAGCUCGCUUGGAUCAUUAUUGUUGUAGGUGUACGUUACUUUUGUGUCUUCACUUCACUUAUUAAUCGGAAAUGAAUUCUUUAAUGGAUAAUUUUAAAUUAUCGUUGCUGAUUCCAUCCCGUAUGUGGAACGGGGUUGCGGUAAAAUAUACGGCAACUUUCCAACUACGUAAUUUGUCGAUUUAUAUUUGUAAUAUUUCUUUAAACUUCAGUUUGUAUGAAAUUCAGUGUAUUAUCUGCAUCCUUGAGCUAUACAUUUCCUGAAAACGAAGGUUUCUUUUUUGCUUACUGAUUUUCAAAUAACUGAACUUGCGCAUUAUUUUGAAAUUAGUUUGCAAAACGAGUACUAUUUUCCAAACUUAACUAGCUUCAAUCAAAGUUAAAUGUAGCAACAUAAUUAGCGUUCAAUUAAAAAUAUUGUUUUCUUUUCAACUCUCAACUUGAAUUUGUAAGGAAACUAUUUUAAGUCAUCCAACUUUCCCAAAGUUGGGACAAGUUUUUUGUGAUUGCCUCAACUUGCCUAAGUUGCUGCUCGACUCCAGCUCACGUGUCCAUUCCCCUGCUCAAACUUAAUGAAUAAUUUUAGGAAGGAAGAAUGUAAUUGAUUGAGUUUCAUGUAGCCUAGAUCACGAACAUUGUUUUGUUAUCGUUGCCUCAUUUGCUGAUUUGGGCCCAUACAUUCAAAAAAAGUUAAGAGAUCGUAAGUUCAUCAGCCA
Molecule: messenger RNA, 5617 nt
Organism: Hyalella azteca
Lineage: Eukaryota; Metazoa; Arthropoda; Malacostraca; Amphipoda; Hyalellidae
Product: probable cyclin-dependent serine/threonine-protein kinase DDB_G0292550
Exons: 8
Coding region: 1-2892 (963 amino acids)
Biological process (GO): snRNA transcription by RNA polymerase II; positive regulation of transcription elongation by RNA polymerase II; transcription elongation by RNA polymerase II
Cellular component (GO): transcription elongation factor complex
Molecular function (GO): cis-regulatory region sequence-specific DNA binding
Source: RefSeq, a predicted model, not a curated record